GUUUCUGUUUACCCCCAAUUCUCACAUGAGACGAAACACCAAAAUCGACUAUGUAAAAGACCUGCUAAAUUACUCACGGCCAAGAAAACUGAAGAGAUGAACUCGAAAUGCCGUCACCUGUCUCUGUCAACAAUGCAACCGGGCCCUCUCCUUCUCCUCCGGCUCCGAGUCCGGCCCAGACUCAGCCUCCACCUCAGCCCGGCGCAUCGGGGGCCGGAUCCGCUGCGCCUCCGACCACGCGCCCGGGCCUUCCGGACCGCAGCGUUUCCGAGAACACGGUAGAAGAUGCUUACGUUGACUUUAUUCUCGUUUGUAACCCGGCAGUACCGCUCUCUACAGACACGACAAGUCUGAGAGAAGCAUUCCGUAAUCCUCCUCGCAGUGGCGGCAAGUCCUUCAGCACAUUCGCCAUCUAUGACCUCGUCCGCAAGUUUUACAACAGUGAGAUCCGAACAUGGACAGAAUUGACUACUAAGCUUGGUGUUGAGCCUCCAGACCCAAACAAGGAGGAGAGCGCCCAAAAAGUUGCACAGUAUGGCGUGAGGUUAAAGGUAUGUGAUAAGUGGAUGAAUUCCAUGCACGUCAAGGCAUUUUUCGAGUAUCUUAUGGACAUCCCGAAUGAUUACUGGACAAGGGUCCCUACGGACAGUAACCCUACGAGCCAGCCUAUCCGCGAUGGUGUGGCUAUCGAGGAUGACAUGGCUCUGAGGGCUCUUUUCCCACACAUACGGCCAAAGAGAGGUAGAAAACGUCCCGUCGACGAUGACACAGCCACUUCUCCCGCUCAGAGAUCUCACCUCGCACCGUCAUCAGCUGUUGAGACCGUAAGCGGUCCUGUGUCAAUGUCAUUGUCAGCAGAUCCCACCAGGCUAAGCGCUGCACCGUGGACUCCGAGUGAUGCUUCUCAGCAGACGCCGCUAUUUCGGUGGCCGCAGUCUGCUAUUACGCCGAACUCGAGAAAGUCUUUCUGGGAUGAUGCUCUUGAACCACAGUCUGCUGUUACACCGUCGAAGCCGAGACUUACGUCGCAGCGGAGAGGUCCUAAGAAUGUGUCUUCUGCUUGGAGACCCGGAGUUUCCAACGGUGGUGUCAAACCCAGAGGACGGCCACCGAUGAACAGAACUCCUAUAGAUGUUUCUCUGCCUCCAUUCUCCAUCACAACUCCCGCAACGGCUCCUGAGGAACCCGUAGCCCCCAUUUGUACUCCGCCAGUCUCAGCUCCAGGGGCAGACAGUGGACAGUCAGAGAAUAUUUUCUCGAUCCCCUCGAUAACAUCAAAGCCGCAUCCUGCCCCUGCCCCUGCUCCGCCGAGGCCUUCUCGCCCGAGUAUAUCUUUACAAGUUCCCGAGCGACCAUCGGGCAGUGUUAGACUUGCAACUCCUCCGCCAGUCGUGGUCAUCAAUGGUCCCAGUGAAGCUCAAGCUCCUUAUCCGCAUACAUACGUCGGAACAUCAUCAAAUUUUGCAAGAGCUACGAACGAAGUUACUACGUCACGCCAGCAGCAAGCUGAGGAAACAAUGUCACAACAAAAGGAUGUUCCAAGGUUAUAUUUCGAAAGGCUUGAAGAACGGACGAAUGUGGAUGAGGUUAUCGGUUAUAUGAUGCGCAGUGUCUUCGGGGCAAAUUGGCUUGAUGCUGAAGGAAAUCCAACACACACAUGCUCAAUGACUGAAGCCAUGGCGAUCGUCAACUCGGUUCUCGAAGACUUGUACAGAAAGGCGGCAUCACCGGACAUGUUUCUGAUCAACCUAGCUGCCAUGACAGGAGGCGGGUACCUCCUAGCUGGAACGACGAAGCUCAAACGCGUUGGCGUGCAAGACGGUACGAUGAAGUAUACCUGUGAAUGGAUAUAUGGUCUAGGUCAUCUCAGGGGUCAAUAUCAGAUGGAAAUUGCUGUACCGGUAGAGAUGCUUGAGGAUUCUAAAGAGCCGAGUCCCGAAGCUACGUCUGCGGAAUCAGCGUCGAAAUUAUCUGCGGAUGAGUGGCAGGCCAAAUAUGAGAAGUUACUUGAAGAGUUGGACAAGAAGGACAAGACAUUUAUGGAUCUGAGGAUGAAGGUGACGGAUAUUCUGAGGGGUGUACCCAAGAAAUGAUGUUCUGUGGAAUACUGUCGAGGCAUAUAUGGUGUUGUUUCUUUUGGUUCAUACCUUGCGAGUUGGUGCAUAUUUGUAUAUGGUCGCUUAUAUUGGGUACUUAUUUACUGUGAAUAAGAUUUGGUUGCCUUAGAAAUCGAGAUUCAAGUAGCGGUGAAUGUGAACCUCGAUACAAUGCAGUUAUGUGCAUUCUGGGCACACAUAAUGUAAGAUGGUGUCACAGAACAUUAACA
This is a messenger RNA of Fusarium redolens, 2326 nucleotides long. RefSeq names its product ARS binding protein 2-domain-containing protein. Bases 108 to 2093 code for a protein of 661 amino acids. Gene Ontology annotation, molecular function: DNA replication origin binding. Lineage: Eukaryota; Fungi; Ascomycota; Sordariomycetes; Hypocreales; Nectriaceae. The transcript has 3 exons. The record is from RefSeq and is a predicted model, not a curated record.